Molecule: messenger RNA, 384 nt
Organism: Cyclopterus lumpus (lumpfish)
Lineage: Eukaryota; Metazoa; Chordata; Actinopteri; Perciformes; Cyclopteridae
Product: DEP domain-containing protein 1B-like
Exons: 3
Coding region: 1-384 (127 amino acids)
Biological process (GO): signal transduction
Source: RefSeq, a predicted model, not a curated record
AUGUUGAAUGGUCUGCUGCACGAGCAGCAAGAAGCCGCAGAGGCUCUUCAAGUCAGCUGCCUCCUGCUGCCGCCGCCCAACCGGAGACGCCUCCAGCUGUUGAUGCGUCUCAUGGCGCGGGUCUGCCAGAACCCCCACCUGCCGCCACUCAAUGACGCCAUUGCUACCCGCACACUGAUGGUGCAGAUGUUCUCUCACUGCGUCCUGGGCUCAGUGGAUGAGAUGGACUUGGAUGAGCUGCUUGCCACCAAACUGGUGAUGUUCAUGAUGGAGCACCACAACACCAUCUUCCAAGUUCCUUCCAAGCUGCGUUGCCAGGUCGAGGAGCACCUGUCCCACCUCAAAAGAGUUCAAGUUAGUGCCCGUUUCUCUGCUGACGAGUAG